Epinephelus lanceolatus (giant grouper) is the source of this 6325-nucleotide messenger RNA. It is a transcript of the gene megf10, whose product is annotated as multiple EGF-like-domains 10. Gene Ontology annotation, molecular function: protein binding. The record is from RefSeq and is a predicted model, not a curated record. NCBI's taxonomy places the organism in Eukaryota, Metazoa, Chordata, Actinopteri, Perciformes, Serranidae.
AGACUCCUCUCAUCCGUCUCAACACAGCGAGAAAUAACACGUUCACUGAUGCGUCGAACGGACUUUCCAGAGGACAGCAUUGGUGUUUUUCAUGAUUAACUACUGGAUAUAUCACCAUCAGCACCACAGGAGGGAUCCAUGUGCCAAGACAAGAUCAAUAUUCUCUCAUAAAUAAGGUGCAGCUCUGAUUGAGAUGGCCAUGUCACUGUGCUGCUACAGGACAGUUGUAUUGGUUGUGGCCUUCUGUUUCCUGCCUUGCAUCACUUCCUCCCUCAACCUGGAGGAUCCCAAUGUCUGCAGCCACUGGGAGAGUUACUCGGUGACAGUGCAGGAGUCAUACGCCCAUCCCUUUGAUCAGAUUUAUUACACCAGCUGCACUGACAUCCUCAACUGGUUUAAGUGCACCAGACACAGGGUGAGCUAUCGGACAGCAUAUCGAAGAGGAGCCAAGACCAUGUACCGGAGAAAGUCCCAGUGCUGCCCAGGCUUCUAUGAGAAUGGAGAGAUCUGUGCUCCUCAUUGUGCAGAGAGCUGUGUUCAUGGCCGUUGUAUGGCCCCCAACACCUGCCAGUGUGAGCCGGGAUGGGGGGGCUCCAACUGCUCCAGUGCAUGUGACAGUAACCACUGGGGUCCCCACUGCAGUAACAGAUGUCAGUGCCAGAACGGCGCACUGUGUAACCCAAUCACCGGAGCCUGUAUCUGCACUCCUGGAUACAGAGGCUGGCGCUGUGAGGCCCAGUGUGAAGUGGGCACCUAUGGAAACGGAUGCCAGCAGAAAUGCCAGUGCCAGAAUGGAGCCGCUUGUCACCACGUUACUGGAGAAUGCAAGUGUUCGCCAGGAUACACUGGAGUUUUCUGUGAAGACCUGUGUCCUCCAGGGAAACAUGGGCAGCAGUGUGAGGAGAGAUGUCCAUGUCAGAAUGGAGGAGUGUGUCACCAUGUGACAGGAGAGUGCUCCUGUCCUGCAGGAUGGAUGGGUACAGUGUGUGGUCAGCCAUGUCCAGAGGGGAGAUUUGGACAAAACUGUUCGCAGGAAUGUCAGUGUCACAACAACGGUUUCUGUGUGUUGUCUACUGGACAGUGUCUCUGCAGCCCUGGAUUCACAGGAGAGCGGUGCCAGGAUGAGUGUCCAAUCGGUACUUAUGGUGCUGGCUGUGCAAAGACGUGUCGUUGUAAGAACAACAGCAAGUGCUACCACACCAACGGAAUGUGUUUGUGUGAGCCAGGAUACACAGGGGAAACGUGUGAUGCCCGACUGUGUCCUGAAGGACACUAUGGCCUCCGGUGUGAUAGGAAGUGUCCAUGCUACGCCCAGAACACACACAGCUGCCACCCAAUGUCAGGAGAGUGUACAUGUCAGCCUGGCUGGUCAGGCCUCUACUGCAAUGAGACGUGUACCCCAGGAUUUUAUGGCGAGUCCUGCCAGCAGGUGUGCCAGUGCCAGAACGGUGCUGACUGCCACAGUGUGACUGGAGAGUGUAUCUGUGCUCCAGGCUUCAUGGGUCCCAACUGUUCAGUCCCCUGUCCAGCAGGAACACAUGGAGUGGAGUGCGCAUCCAUCUGUAACUGUAAGAACAAAGCUCAGUGUUCACCUGUGGACGGAUCCUGCACCUGUAAACCAGGGUGGCACGGGGUGGACUGCUCUAUCAACUGUCCCAGUGGUACCUGGGGUCUGGGCUGUAACCUCACCUGCAUGUGUGGCAACGGAGGAGCAUGUAAUGCCCUGAAUGGUCACUGUACCUGUGCUCCAGGCUGGAGAGGAGACAGGUGUGAACUCCGCUGCCAGGAUGGCACAUACGGUCUGGACUGUAAAGAACGCUGUGACUGCAGUCAUGCUGAUGGAUGUCACCACUCUACUGGGCACUGCCGCUGUCUGGCUGGAUGGACUGGUAUCCACUGUGACAGUGUGUGUGCAGAGGGCCGCUGGGGCCCAAACUGCUCCCUCCCCUGUAACUGUAAGAACGGAGCAUCCUGCUCUCCAGAUGAGGGAACGUGUGAGUGUGCUCCAGGAUACAGAGGCACUACGUGUCAGAGGAUCUGCUCUCCGGGUUACUUUGGUCACCGCUGCAGUCAGACCUGUCCACAGUGUGUCCACAGUAACGGACCGUGCCACCACGUCACAGGACAGUGUGACUGUCUGCCAGGCUUUAAGGGGGCGCUGUGCAACGAGGUUUGUCCCAGUAGUCACUUUGGGAAGAACUGUGCUUGGAGCUGCAGCUGCACCAACAACGGCACCUGUAAUCCCAUCGACGGCUCCUGUCAGUGUUAUCCAGGAUGGAUCGGUAGCGACUGCUCCCAGCCGUGUCCGCCUGGUCAGUGGGGACCCAACUGCAUCCACACAUGUAACUGUCACAACGGAGCCUACUGCAGUGCUUAUGAUGGAGAAUGCAAGUGCACCCGAGGAUGGACUGGCCUCUACUGCACACAACGCUGUCCUUUAGGUUUCUAUGGGAAGGACUGUUUUCAGACCUGUCAGUGUAGGAAUGGAGCUGACUGUGAUCACAUCACUGGACAGUGCACCUGUCGCACCGGCUUCAUGGGACGCCACUGUGAACAAAAGUGUCCUCCUGGUUCCUACGGUUAUGGCUGUCGUCAGGUCUGUGACUGUCUAAAUAACUCCACAUGUGAUCACAUGACUGGUACAUGUUACUGCAACCCAGGCUGGAAGGGAGCUCGCUGUGACCAAGCUGGUGUAGUGGUGGGCAGCCUUAACAGUUUGACCAGCGCAGCCAUGCAGGUGGACACCUACCAGAUUGGAACCAUCGCAGGAAUCAUUGUCCUGGUGCUCCUGGUGCUCUUCCUCCUCCUCCUCUUCGUCAUCUACAGGAAGAAGCAAAAGGGCAAAGAGCCUACCAUGCCAGCUGUGACCUACACUCCUGCUAUGAGGGUCACUGCUGAUUACACCAUUACAGAUGCUCACCCACCAGCGUGUGAGACCCACCCCAGCAACUACUUCUCCAACCCCAGCUACCAUACUCUGACCCAGUGCAUCAGCCCCCCACAUGUUAACAAUGGUCCCUAUGGAAAGGCCAAGAGCAAUCAGCUGUUUGUGAACCUGAAGAAUGUAGAUCCAAGAAAAAGGGCUCGAGCUGAACACUCAGGCACACUGCCUGCAGACUGGAAACAAGAAGACUGCUUCAGUGAACUGGGAGCGUACGGGGUUGACAGGAGAUACAUGGGGAAAUCUUUACGAGAUCUGGAUCUGACGGGCACACCCUAUCAUGCCAGCUCCUGCUCUCUCAACAGCUCUGAAAACCCCUACGCAACGAUAAAGGACCCUCCCCUGUUGAUAGCCAAAAACACAGAGUGUGGCUAUGUGGAAAUGAAGUCACCAACCAGACGGGAUUCACCAUAUGCCGAGAUCGGCAACAGCAGCCCCGGCAAUAACCGCAACGUCUACGAAGUCGAGCCAACUGUGAGCAACAUCCAGCUGACCGGAGACAGCAAUGGCCACGUACCGUUUGGUCAGGAUCCGUACGAUCUACCAAAAAACAGCCACAUCCCCUGUCACUAUGACCUCCUGCCAGCCAGAGAGAGUCCGUCCCUGGAGCACAAGGAGCUGGACAGUGAAUGAUGGCACAGAGACUCAGUACAGAGACCAGGUCUCACCUCCAGUGUGCAGCUCUGCCACUGGCUGUUCCACAAAAAUGCACACUUUAUACCCACUGCAUACUUUCACUUGUUUUCUAGCUGUUCUACUUUGACACUGUCAUUGUAAUUAUGUAUCACGACUUCUUUCUGAACAAAGUGGGUAUGGAAGAGUUUGGAGGUUAGUUUUGGCUGUUAUUUUUUUACAGCAAUGUGUUAACUGCAAUGAAGUCUUCGUAGGUCAUUCCACACGUCUGGGAGGUAACGAAUGAAGCAGUUUGUAUGAUGUAUUGUCAGCCCACUGCUAAUGGCAGAAGUGUUUGCACCUGUCCUAAAUGGCCACACUGAAAGGUGGGCUGAAAGGCUGGCUGUCACAGCCUCCUUCUGACGGCCUGCCUGAUCUUUCUGCAAGAGCUCUGUCUUUUUUGUCUUGUAGUCACAAGACACAGCAAAUUGUACAAACCUCAACAACAGAAACAUUCAGAUGGUGGCAAAGCGUUUGUGGUGUUGUACACUCAAAAAGUGACCUGUCCAUACCUUGCUGUGUAAAACAUUGCAAUGGAUUAUUUGGAAAUCAACAAAAAGUUGUCAGAUGCAGCCCCACCCAAAGGCGGUUUCAGAUAUUGUUUGUUUCAAGCGUACUGGAGCCUUCCUGAUGUUUGUGUAUCACAUUCAACACCAAUCAAAUCUCUAUUUUUGUAACAGUAGUAUCAGAAAAUGGCUAAUUGGAGUGAAUAUUAGCAAUUAUAUCAAAGAUGAGAUGUUUGUUAAAGUUUUGUUUUUGUGAGGAAGAGUGGUAGCGUCAAGCUGCUCACAGUGUUUCUGAUAUUUGAAUAAUCAGUGUUGGAUUAGUAUUUAAGUUAACCAAAGGUACAAAUUCCAUUGAAAGACUAUGUUUAUCACCAUAGUUCAAAGCUAUGCAAAUUGUUUAAUACAAGAGGUUACAAGCUGAGCCUUUUUUCAUUGUAACAGAGUUUAAUUUUUGAUAAUUUCCCACUGAUUUCAAAUCAUUUCUUUUUCAGUUCAUCAAGAAAUCAAAUAAUACAUAGAAAACAGAGAUGUAAUUUUAUUUUAAGCAGUAACAAACCAUAAUUGAUCAUUGGUCAUCAUAUCAUACAUAGUAAUCCGUGAUCAUUAUCUCCACUCUGUGACACCUGUUGCCUUUUACAGCAGUUCUUUGGAUCACGAUGUUCUUCCGUACUUCGUAUCAAGAACUUGUGAGCACAAGUGCACAACACAUAUUUCUUAUGUGUCUUUGAUUGAUUGAUCCACCCUACUAAGCCAUUGUAGUUCAUUUUAAAUGAUGAUCAAAGUUGUGGGUAGUAUUAGAUCAGCAAGGAACGAUGGCAGAGGAGAUAUCUGCACACCAAAGUGACUGGGCUAGAAAGCCACAGAAAGAUCCACAGGUUGAAAUCAAUGCAAAAACAGUCCAUUUAUUAAAGACAUCUGUGCAUAAAAAUGGUGCUCAAAGUGCACAAAAAUGAUAAAGAAUUAGUAAAAAAAAAAAAAGCAGCAAACAUUUCAGUCCUUGACUGUCAUCAGUGCUACUGAUAUGAGUGCUUCACAGAACACAUACAGAGACAGACAGAUUCCGACCAGGUGCGAUAAAUCAAUCAGCUGGUGCCACUACUUAGAUGACAUCAACUCUGAGUGGAGAAGCAUGACUACCAAAUCACAAUGACCUAUCAUACGAGUACUACACAACAUCUAGUACUAUUCUCAACAUCCUCAAACACCAAUACAUGAUGGCAGAAAAUAUUAUGCAAAUGUACAAAACACUAAAACUAUACACAGAAUGAAAGAAAAGAAAGGGCAAAAUAUGACAAAGCAUGUUCCACAAUGCCAUGGUGGUACAUACAGAUGCCUAUAAAUCUGCAUGCAGAUACAAAUGUAAAGCACUCUUGUCAACAGUGCUUUGCGUUAGUUCACGCAUGACAUGGAAGUCAUACACCCCAGCUGUAACUAGCUGACAGCCAGCUGAUAGAAUUAUUACUUCUAAUCAGUCACACACCAAUCACAGCCCAUUCUCAAAACAAGGCAGUCCAUUUAAAUAUGGCCUCCUACUCACUGAUCCUUGCUACAUCAUUGCUACCACAUACCACUGCUGCUGCAGUUGCUGGCAAAGCUUUGCCUCCUCCAACCUUCCUAUUUCAGAGUCCUAACAUUGUUUAAAGGUUAAAAGGGUAUUUUAGGUUUUGCUUUGGCCUUACUCUUGUAUACCAAGGGGGGUUUUCUGCAUUGCGCUCCCUGUUUUGGUGUAGCAUGCUGCUUGUCUAAUCCAGGGAGCAUCUUAAGAGUGAAGCCAUCAGCACCAAGCAUAAGUAUUUCCAUUUGUUUCAAUAAAUAUGAUGAUGAUAGUCAAGGACUGAAACAUUUGCUGCUGUUUCUACUCAAUCUUUAUCAUUUUUGUGCACUUUGAGCACCUUUUUUGUGCACAGAUGUCUUAAAUAAAUAGACUAUUUUUGCUUUGAUCUCAGCCUGUGGACCUUUUUGUGGCUUUGUAGCCUAGUUACAUUGGUGUGCGGGUAUCUAAUCUUGCAGUGCAUGCAAGGGUCAAGUGAGUACCGAAUUUGUACAUCAAUAUCCAAUGACAAUGUGGGCAGAAUCAAGAUAACAAGAACAUCCAGAAGAGUCCUAAUUUUCCAGCACUUGUGCAGGCCUCCCAUCUGGGAUGCUAUUCAUAAACACUGAAAGUACUUCAUUUUCUGAGAAUAAAUGUUUCAAACUGGUAUUUUUA